Danio rerio (zebrafish) is the source of this 1220-nucleotide messenger RNA. RefSeq names its product zmp:0000001138. Gene Ontology annotation, biological process: immune response. NCBI's taxonomy places the organism in Eukaryota, Metazoa, Chordata, Actinopteri, Cypriniformes, Danionidae. Gene Ontology annotation, cellular component: MHC class I protein complex; extracellular region. The record is from RefSeq and is marked validated.
AAACAGACCACUUUUUACCAGCACAACGGAACUAAUUGUUCUUUAUACAGCUUUAAGACGAGUCUUUUCAACGACAGACAUGGAAGUGUUCACUGUCCGAGCAUCUCUGUUAACUCUUCUGCUGUAUCCACACAUCAUCAUAACAUGGACAGAUUACCAUACAGUAAAUAUUCUGGCCUACACAAGGGUGAUGGGAAACGGCUCCAUAGAUCAGACAGUGGUUGUUUUAGUAAACGACGCCAUAUUUGCACACUUUGACAAAGCGAACAACACAUUUGCCUUAAAUCCCACUGCAAGUGCUGGCUUUUCAGUUCUGGAGAAACGUGAAAGCAUUUUCUGCCUCGGAGAGGUGAAUAAGGGAUUUCAUCGACAAACCGAAUACCUGGAGAAACUUAAAAAAGAAACAAAAUCCUCAAAGACACUUUUUGUACGCCCUUCAGUCAUUAUGUAUGCUGAGUUUCCUGAAGAAGAAGGAAAAGCAAAUGUCCUUUACUGCUAUGCUACCGGGUUUUACCCUGGUGACAUUGAUAUAAGAUUUUUCCUAAAUGGCCAAAAAUCCACUGCAAAACUAGAGACAUCUGACCUAAUGUAUGGGGAAGACUGGACCUUCAGAGUCUUCAAGUAUAUGAAGAUCACCCCACAGACUGGAGACGAGUACACAUGUGAAGUCAGACACAGCAGCAUGUCUGAACCCAAAAUCACAGUGUGGAGGCCUGAGUUUUCAUCAUCGACAUCACAUCCAUACUGGGCUUAUACAACGGCUCUCGGGGUCAUGUUGGGCAUCGGGACAUCUACCCUGAUUUUGAAAAGAAAACAUUGCUCUCAACUUUAAAGGGUCAAUACUGGGUCCUGUUUUGUUCUCCCUUUACUUACUUCCGUUAGAAACAAUUUUUGAAAAGCAUGGCAUAAAUUACCAUCUAUAUGCUGAUGACUCUCAAAUCUACUUCCCUAUAAAAUCUACACUAUAAAAAUUCGGCUAAUUUAAAAGUAAACAAAAAUGUCAAUUACUUGUAAACAAUAUUUAACUUGUAGCAACCCAAAGAAAUUGAGUUGAUAACUCAAUUUUUCCACGUUAAUAGAGUUGUUUUGUAUUUUUUCACACACUGAGGUUUUUUGCUGUUUUUUAUACUGAUAAUAUGGAACACUACAUGUUUUUGUUUUGUAAAACAAUAAAAACCUGUUUUAUAUAAAAAAAUAUAUAUAUUACUGAAAAACAAAAA